AUGUCGAAAAUAGCAAACAGAGACUAUGCAUCCCUUAAUCUCUCUGGAGACAAUUACUUGCAAUGGGCGCUAAGCACAAGGAUAAGUCUAAAGUCCAAGGGACUCGGUGAUACUAUCACCGAGGACAACAAUGAAAAUGAAAAGAACCGAUACAGAGCCUUAGGCCUUAUGCGUCAUCAUCUCAUUGAUGGUCUUAAAGAUCAAUAUGAUCACCACAGGAUGGUGUUGCUUCCAAAGGCAAGGCACGAUUGGAUGCACCUAAGAUUCUUAGACUAUAAGUCAGUGGAUGAGUACAAUUCAGCUCUAUUCAAGAUUGUCUCAAUACUAAAGCUAUGUGGUCAAGAAGUAUCCGAUAGUAUGAUGCUUGAAAAGACCUAUAUGACUUUCAAUCAGUCGAAUUCUAGUAACGGAGCUAGACCGGCCGGGACAGCACCACUACCCGAAGCCCAUGAGGUUGAGAAGAAUGAUCCCAAAGAGACCUACUACGUCCAAGACAACAAGAAACCAUACGGCAAUGGCCGUGGUGGAUUCAAGAGGCGUGGACGUGACAACUCGAACGGCCUAGACGGCUACUCAACUGGCCGGAAAGGAAACCACAAUAACCGUGGUCGUGGUUCCAAUUACGGCCGGGGUUGA
Messenger RNA from Brassica napus (rape), 636 nucleotides. RefSeq lists its product as uncharacterized. The transcript is spliced from 3 exons. NCBI's taxonomy places the organism in Eukaryota, Viridiplantae, Streptophyta, Magnoliopsida, Brassicales, Brassicaceae. The coding region runs from base 1 to 636 and encodes 211 amino acids. The record is from RefSeq and is a predicted model, not a curated record.